Messenger RNA from Dufourea novaeangliae, 1483 nucleotides. Its product is annotated as very low-density lipoprotein receptor-like. The record is from RefSeq and is a predicted model, not a curated record. Lineage: Eukaryota; Metazoa; Arthropoda; Insecta; Hymenoptera; Halictidae. The transcript has 8 exons. Gene Ontology annotation, molecular function: protein binding. Gene Ontology annotation, cellular component: plasma membrane. The coding region runs from base 62 to 1255 and encodes 397 amino acids.
GAUAAGCGAUAUUCGCGGAAUCGACGGUGAGAAACGUCAUUUCGAGGAGAAUGCGGUACCGAUGGCAGAGCUUCAGAGGGCCUACUCCCUUCCGGUGCGAACGCAGACGCCGUCCUCGCAGAAUCGCGUGAAUUUACGACGAAGCGUCCGCGGCGAGCCACCCCCGCAUCCCGCUAGACUGCGGAAACAUCGUCACGGUUGGACCCUGCAUUUAGCCCGGCCCCUGAAGACUUCCGGCUGCUCCAGGUCCUUGGUCCUCCUGUUGAUUGUCAUUCUGGCGCUUCUGGGAAUCGGCGCCGUUGCUCUCUACAUCGUCUUCGAGCCGGAAAAGCUGCAGAUCAUCCAACAGUACCUGAAAUCGUCCGCGAACGAUUCGUUGCCGGCCGACACGCUCGCCGCGGGAACGUUGUUUUCGAAUGGGAACGUGGAACAUCGAAACGGUACAACAAUUAUAACGAUGACGACGACUACGAGCAGCGAAAGCUUGCUCGCGAGCGUCCUUUUAAGCGGCGACCAGUCGUUUCCGGAGAACGGCACUCAGCCGACCACGGAAACGGAAGCGCCAAAUUUGAACUCCACCAGAUACUGCGAUGACUGCUUAAAUGGAGAGGUCUGUGUGGCUCUGGUCGACGAGGAUGUGCCAAUCUGCAGGGCCGGUCUCGAUCCUGAGGAUCCGACAGGAUGCGCCGGUUUCUGUCUGGUCAACAAACAGAAGUGUCAUCGUCUCGAUGUGGACGCGUUCAGGUGCGUGGAGGUGGAACACUACUGUCUGGACGACGAGUGGACCUGCACGAAUACACUCUGCAUCCCGUCGGAGAAACGUUGCGACGGCCAUAUGAAUUGUUACGACCAUUCGGACGAGUACAAUUGCGUCUGCGACCCGGAGACGCAUUUCCAGUGCGGUAACGAGACUUCCUGCCUUCCAUUGGAAAAGAGAUGCGACGGGAAGAUAGACUGCUGGGACGCGGCCGACGAGAUUAAUUGCACGUUAGGUCGUAAUCUCGGUUGGUCGUGUCCUUCGGAAAACGAGUUCACGUGCAGCAACGGACAGUGCAUAUUGAAGGCUCGUUUCUGCGACGGUCUGCCGGACUGCGUCGACGGGUCCGACGAACCUUCCGGGUGCCAGGGACGUUGCAACAAGCACGAAUUCACGUGCCAAAACAGUAGAUGCAUCGCGAAGGGGAUGAAAUGCAACGGGAUCGACGACUGCGGGGACGGAAGCGACGAGAGACACUGCAAGCAUCGAUUCUCUUAAAAACUUGCUCCCGCGUCGAGACGAAGCCGAAUGACGUUUCCCACGACUCGUAUCACAGUAUUUUUUCUUACAGACCGAGCGAGUGUGCGUGUGAAAGAGACAGAGAGAUACCAGUGUAAUUAAUUGUAUAUAAAACUGUGCCGUGUAGAUAUGCAAUGUUGCGUAAUAAAUUGUUUACAGGCGGUAAUAUACGCAGAGAAAAUCCAGUCGUAGGGUAUGAUUAGGAAA